AUGAUUGAACCCAUGGAAGCUUAUGAGAUCAAAAGGUCAGAUACUAUAGUGGGAAGAGAAACAGAGGGAGGACAAAGUUUUUACCAGGACAGAGCCUUGGAAGUUAGGCAGAAUAACCUGGAUGAAGAUCCAGCAAAAGAGACUGAGGAGCGGUCGGAUAUGGAGGAGGAAAACCAGGAGAGAACAAAGGCCCAGAGACCUCUUGGGGCUCAGAUUUUUAUAAAGUUUAAGACAAAGAGCCAGCUGGCACCAAAGGUGAGUGAGAAGGUUGGAGGAGCAGAAGGAACCAAAUUAGACGAUGACUUCAAAGAAAUGGAAAGGAAAGUGGAUGUCACCAGCAGGGCUGUGAUGGAAAUAAUGACCAAAACAAUUGAAUAUCUUCAACCCAAUCCAGCUUCUAGAGCUAAACUCAGCAUGAUUAACACAAUGUCCAAGAUCCGAGGUCAGGAGAAAGGACCGGGUUAUCCCCAGGCUGAGGCCCUGCUUGCAGAAGCCAUGCUGAAGUUUGGAAGAGAACUUGGAGAUGAAUGCAACUUUGGCCCAGCCCUUGGUGAUGUUGGGGAGGCCAUGAGGGAACUUUCAGAGGUGAAAGAUUCUUUGGACAUGGAAGUAAAACAAAAUUUCAUCGAUCCUCUCCAGAACCUCCAUGAUAAGGACCUAAGGGAAAUACAGCAUCAUCUAAAGAAGUUGGAGGGUCGACGCCUAGACUUUGAUUACAAGAAGAAAAGGCAAGGCAAGAUUCCAGAUGAGGAGCUUCGCCAAGCUCUAGAGAAAUUUGAUGAGUCUAAAGAAAUUGCUGAGUCAAGCAUGUUCAACCUCCUGGAAAUGGAUAUUGAACAGGUGAGCCAGCUCUCUGCUCUGGUACAAGCCCAGCUGGAGUACCACAAGCAGGCUUCCCAGAUUCUGCAGCAAGUUACUGUCAGGCUUGAGGAAAGGAUAAGAGAAGCUUCAUCUCAGCCUAGAAGAGAGUAUCAGCCUAAACCUCGCAUGAGCCUGGAGUUUUCAUCUGGAGACAAUACUCAACAUAAUGGAGGCCUGUCCCAUACUAGCACUCCUAAACCAACAGGUGUCCCAAUGGAUCAGCCCUGCUGCCGAGCUCUGUAUGACUUUGAACCUGAAAAUGAAGGCGAGCUAGGUUUUAAGGAGGGUGAUGUCAUUACCCUCACCAACCAGAUUGAUGAGAACUGGUAUGAGGGGAUGCUCCAUGGUCAGUCAGGCUUCUUCCCUAUCAAUUAUGUGGAGAUUCUGGUUGCUCUGCCUCAUUAGAAUGUCUUGUUGGCUGGCUCACCAACUCUUGGCCCAGGUAGUUCAGUUUAAUGCCACUGCUUUGGAAAUGCUGCUUUAAGCACCUCCCAAGUACAAGCCGCAGUGGUCAAUGUCACCCAGUCCCACUGAGCAUCUUUGGUUCCCAUUGGCUGCCCUGCUCUGGCCGUGGUGAUGGACGAUAUCUUCCUGCACAGUGAAUGGCAUGUGCUUCCUGCUUGCCAAACUAGACCAGUCCAUGGUCACAGCCAGCAGCUGUUUACACACUUUAGGGAGAUGUCUCCCUGAGAAUUGACCAGGUGGCUCAAUGCAGUCAGUCCAGCCUCAUGAAGAUAACGUCUAUCACCUUGAGGUCAUUUUCAAGCCUCUGCUCUCCAUACCAAGAGAGAAGUGUUCUUGCCACUCUGUGUCCCCCUCCCCAGAAUCCCCAGCUCACUAAGCUGUCUGAUACUGCCUCACCAGCACAGUCUUCUGAUCAGAAUGAAUAGUCUUGAGAUGUGGUCAGUGAGAAGGGUACAAUGGAAAUUCAAAGGCUUCUCUGAAAACCGACUGUCUUUUGCAAUCAUUUAUACCCUCUACUGACACACCACUAGUUUCCUCUCUCUUUCUGUAAAAGAAAAGCCCCAUUUGAUUUCUGAGGAAAAGAUGCCCACAGAUGAGAAAAGAUGUCCUUGCAGAAACAUUCUGCAAGGAAUCAAAAAGGGGACUUAGGCUACCAAAUCCAAUGUGCUUGCUCUGCAGAAAUAAUGCAUGAGAUCAUAAUGUUUCUACAGGAUAGCUGGGCACAGAGCUGGCACAGAAGGGAAGAGGAAGGAGGGCAGGAAGGGGAGAUGCAAUUUUAUUCUUGUGUGUUCCUUGUGAUACUUUGGCACAGACACAAAUAAGAAAAGCACCAGGAAUUAUUUAUCUCCUAUUCAUAGACCAAGAAAUCAGUCUACUCUGUUUUUUCUCUUUCCACUGUCCCCUUGUAUUCUUUGAACACCCGUUGUGCAUAUUCUGCCCUCAAUGAGGACUAAAUAAUGAUUUUUUUUGUGUGUGCUGAGCAGUUCAAGGUAUGUGGCUCCAGUCAGCUCUCUUCCUCCCCUUCUCUUCUGGCCUCAUUGUGUGUGUACAGUGCUGUGUGUAGCUUUAUUGGCAUUCUUUUUGUAAUGGUUGUAAGAGUCCUCUUAGUUGAGUUCCUCAGAGUUCUAUUUAUCUAAACUGUACAGCCCCUUUGAGAGAUUUAAUGUGCCGCUUUGGAUGUGCCAUGUCCAUCCUGGAUCAUGUGAAAUGAAAGACCAGCUCCUCUUGCUUCAUGUAUAAACUAUCAAAGAAAGCAUUGCUGUCUCCAAUAAACGAUGCAGACAGACAAAUCAGAAGA
Molecule: messenger RNA, 2623 nt
Organism: Trichosurus vulpecula (common brushtail)
Lineage: Eukaryota; Metazoa; Chordata; Mammalia; Diprotodontia; Phalangeridae
Gene: SH3GL2
Product: SH3 domain containing GRB2 like 2, endophilin A1
Exons: 10
Coding region: 1-1266 (421 amino acids)
Biological process (GO): synaptic vesicle uncoating
Cellular component (GO): presynapse; cytoplasm; glutamatergic synapse
Molecular function (GO): protein binding
Source: RefSeq, a predicted model, not a curated record